UUCACAGUCCUGCAGUGCUGUGUGGCCGAGCAGAGGAUGUUUCGUGGUUCCAGCUCCUCCGUUUUAUUCCACUUCAUGUUGCUGCUCGGUCUCCUCAUGGCCGCAGUCACACUGGGACUCAACCUCCACCAGCAAGAACUUACACCUGACAAGAAUUUGUCUUCCUGUGGUCCAUUUGGGAAUGAUAAGACUGUCCUUAUUGUGGCAGGAGAUUGUGUGGACAGCCUCCCCAGUCUGGCACAGAGUACUCUCCGCUACCUGGCCUCUGAGGCCUUCGCCCUGCCGCUCAUACUCGCUGAGGUUAUAAUCUUAACCUCAUUCGUGUCACGGAGACGAGCCAAUCAGAAGGCCAUCGAGAGGCUGAAGGACAUGCUGGUUAUGAGCAGCUCAGAUAAACGCUUCCUGGUCAAACAGCAUGCCACCAUACUCAGAGGUAAAAGAAACAACUACAGGGUCCUCUCUGUCGACAUCCAAGAGGACCCUCCCUCAUCUCCUACAGAGUGAAUACAGAGUCCACUCUGUGUGGCCUCUCCAUCUUUACAUCCAGAGACUUUCAUUAGAAAUAUAAAGGCUUUUUAGUCGGACAGCAGCUGAGUGAAAGACUGCAGGGGCUCGAUUAAAAAACGUAUUAGGUUGAUGAACUCUCACAUUUCAGUUACAUGACAUACAGAGAUGAAAAAGGCAAUGCUGUGAAAUGUUUUAAAGUUCAUAUUUUUUGUCCAAUUUGUCAAUUUUCUGUCAUAUUGAAAAGUUGUGUGUAUGUGGGGGAGGGGGGGGGAGAGUUUAGCCUUGAGUUUGUUAAAGCUUCUGUGGGAACUUGUGGUUUGUGUUGAUUUUGUGGACAAAGCAGCACAUUUUAUGCCUUUAGUGAUUUUGAACUGUACAUCUUUAAUAGUGUUUUUUUUUGUUGUUGUUUUUUACAAAAUGUUGCUUCCUGCUUUUUUUAGGCAGUCAAAUGUAUCAUAUCAGUGAAAAAAAAAAUGAGGGAGAGGCAGCAUGAUGUUAAUCACCUUGGCCGACACCUAACCCUAGCAGAAGUUUCAGGCAUUAAAAAUAACUCUUCAGAAAUAGUCAGUCUUAUCUAUUAUGGUCUUGUUUGCUUUUGAACUUCAUGAAGAGGCAACAGUAUUAAUAUCUGCCUGUUUCACAACCAGCUAAAAACUAUUUACAGGAGCUUUAAGCUUAUUUUAAAGCCAGUGUUUAAACCUUUAAAUGUUUAUAAGUGAAUGCAUAAUUCAUGCAAAUGCUUUAAUAUACUUUCUCUAUGUUUUUUUGUUAUAAAUAUCCUGCUCAUUAAACAUUUGAUAGUUUGUGCAUUUUAA
Molecule: messenger RNA, 1322 nt
Organism: Labrus bergylta (ballan wrasse)
Lineage: Eukaryota; Metazoa; Chordata; Actinopteri; Labriformes; Labridae
Source: RefSeq, a predicted model, not a curated record